AUGGGAGGACGUGACUUUUAUAAAAUUCUGGAGGUCUCACGUGAUGUGAGCGAGAGUGAAUUAAAGAAGGCGUACAAAAAAUUGGCGAUGAAAUACCAUCCCGACAAGAACCCUGGUAACAAACAAGCCGAAGAGAAAUUCAAAGAAGUCGCUGAGGCGUACUCUGUCCUUUCUGAUCCAAAGAAGAAGGAGAUCUAUGACAAUUAUGGAGAAGAAGGGCUUAAGUCUGGAAUGGGUGGAGGUAAUGGCGGGUUCUCAUUUGGAGGGUCUGAUGCAUUUGACAUCUUCAACAUGAUGUUUGGAGGAGGAUCUGGAAGGAAAGGGAAAUCGUCGUUCUCCUUUGGUGGGAUGCCCGGCGGAUUUUCAUUUGGCGGGAUGCCUGGAGGGAUGCCAGGUGGUCAAAGUUAUUCAUUUGGAAUGGACGAUGACGAUCAAUUUCAACCGCGACGUCCGAAAAAACAAGAGAAAGCUCCCGACGUCGUAGCCAAUUUGAAUUUAACAUUACAGGAGCUUUACACGGGAUGCACAAAAAACAGAAAAGUGACUAAAAACAUCACUGAUGACUAUGGAAGAACAUCACAAGAAACAAAUAACAUCGAAAUUAAUGUACAACCUGGGUGGAAAGACGGGACCAAAUUAAGAUUUGAGAACUAUGGGGAUGUAGAACCUGGUGUCAUUCCAGCUGACAUUGUCUUUGUUGUGAAGACUAAAGAGCACGACGUUUUCAAAAGAGAGGGCGAUGAUUUGCACUGUGAUGUCAAAAUUACUUUACUCACCGCAUUGACUGGGGGAUCAUAUACAUUGGAAUGUAUUGAUGGCAAAAAAAUAACAAAACAGAUCACAAAAAUUAUCGGUGCAGACACAACUGAGACAAUCGAAGGAAAAGGUAUGCCUAUCAAGCGGACUGGGAAAUAUGGGAAUUUGAUUGUGCACUUCAAAGUACAGAAUCCAGUUUACUUAUCUGAAGAUCAAAAGAAAGGUUUAAAGGAUGUGUUAAACACCGUCAAUAGUUGGGCUUGA
Messenger RNA from Entamoeba invadens IP1, 1020 nucleotides. RefSeq lists its product as hypothetical. The transcript has a single exon. Gene Ontology annotation, molecular function: protein-folding chaperone binding. The coding region runs from base 1 to 1020 and encodes 339 amino acids. Lineage: Eukaryota; Evosea; Mastigamoebida; Endamoebidae. Gene Ontology annotation, cellular component: cytosol. The record is from RefSeq and is a predicted model, not a curated record.